Messenger RNA from Ceratotherium simum simum (southern white rhinoceros), 3367 nucleotides. RefSeq names its product alanyl aminopeptidase, membrane (gene ANPEP). Gene Ontology annotation, cellular component: plasma membrane; cytoplasm. Gene Ontology annotation, molecular function: peptide binding; zinc ion binding; metalloaminopeptidase activity. Lineage: Eukaryota; Metazoa; Chordata; Mammalia; Perissodactyla; Rhinocerotidae. The record is from RefSeq and is a predicted model, not a curated record. Gene Ontology annotation, biological process: proteolysis; peptide catabolic process.
UUUCACCUCUUGCUCCUGAGAAGUCCUUCCCUGACUCUAACCUUGAUCUUCCUGCUUCUGUCCCCACUGUCUCAGCUCGCAGGCAGAUCAACGCCACCUGGCUGCUCCCUCUACCUGCUGGGCCCGCAGCCUACUCCCUGCCCUUCAGCCCUCGGGCAGACUCCUAGGCAGCCGGCAGCCUGUAACCGGACGCUGUUUGCUCCCAGCAGGCUCCCUGAGCCUCACUCCGCACACUGUUCCUGGGUCUCCUCUCCCCAGCCUGGGUGGAGUGUUCCCCUGCCCACUCCAGUGACCUUCGCCUGUCUGAGCCCUGGUUAAUUUUUGCCCAGUCUUCAGGCUGUGGGGCUCCUCCCCUCGGGGAUAUAAGCCUGGCCCAAGGCUGCCCCGUUCCCUACCUGUCCUGAACCUCCCCAAGCUCCCUCCCCACCCUCACCAUGGCCAAGGGCUUCUACAUUUCCAAGACCCUGGGCAUCCUGGGCGUCGUCCUGGGCGUGGCAGCCGUGUGCACCAUCAUUGCUCUGUCGGUGGUGUACUCCCAGGAGAAGAAUAAGAAUGCUGGCAGCUCCGCUGCAGCCACCACGAGCCACACUACCAGUCCCACCACCACUGCUGCCACCACCUUGGACCAAAGUGAGCCAUGGAACCAAUACCGCCUACCCACGACACUGGUGCCCGAGUCCUACAGGGUGAAGCUGAGGCCCUACCUCACCCCCAACGAGCAGGGCCUGUACAUCUUCCAGGGCAAAAGCACUGUCCGCUUCACCUGCAAGGAGGCCACCGACGUCAUCAUCAUCCACAGCAAGCAGCUCAACUACACCCUCACUCAGGGGCACAUGGUGGUCCUGCGCGGCGUGGGCGACGCCCAGCCCCCUGAGAUCGACAGAACUGAGCUGGUGGAGCUCACCCAGUACCUGGUGGUGCACCUCAAGGGCACGCUGGCGGAGGGCAGCCUGUACGAGAUGGACAGUGAGUUUGAGGGGGAGCUGGCCGAUGACCUGGCAGGCUUCUACCGCAGCGAGUACACGGAAGGCAACGUCAAAAAGGUGCUGGCCACGACACAGAUGCAGGCUGCAGAUGCCCGGAAAUCCUUCCCGUGCUUCGACGAGCCAUCCAUGAAGGCCCAGUUUAACAUCACCCUCAUCCACCCCAAAGACCUCACGGCCCUGUCCAACAUGCUGCCCAAAAGUCCUAGUGUCUCCUUUUCGGAAGACCCCGACUGGAACAUUACCGAGUUUGAAAGCACGCCUGUAAUGUCCACGUAUCUGCUGGCCUUCAUCGUGUGCGAGUUCUCGUAUGUGGACUCGAGGUCACCCAAUGACGUCCUGAUCCGGAUCUGGGCUCGGCCUAGUGCAAUUGCGGAGGGCCAUGGCGUUUAUGCCCUGAACGUGACAGGCCCCAUCCUGAACUUCUUCGCCUCACAUUAUAAUACAUCCUACCCACUUGACAAAUCCGACCAGGUCGCCUUGCCCGACUUCAACGCCGGCGCCAUGGAGAACUGGGGGCUGGUGACCUACCGGGAGAGCGCUCUGCUGUUCGACCUGCUGUCCUCCUCCAUCAGCAACAAGGAGCGAGUGGUCACUGUGAUUGCUCAUGAGCUGGCGCACCAGUGGUUUGGGAACCUGGUGACUGUGGCCUGGUGGAAUGACCUGUGGCUGAACGAGGGCUUUGCCUCCUAUGUGGAGUACCUGGGUGCUGACUAUGCAGAACCCUCCUGGAAUCUGAAAGACCUCAUAGUGCUGAACGACUUGUACUCUGUGAUGGCCGUGGAUGCACUGGCCUCCUCCCACCCGCUGACCUGCCCUGCCGACGAGGUCAACACGCCGGCCCAGAUCAGUGAGAUGUUUGACACCAUCACCUACAAUAAGGGAGCCUCUGUCCUAAGGAUGCUCUCCAAUUUCCUGACGGAGGACCUGUUCAAGCAGGGCCUGGCGUCCUACCUCCAUGCCUUUGCCUACCAGAGCAGCACCUACCUGGACCUGUGGAAGCACCUGCAGGAGGCUGUAGACAAUCAGACAGCCAUCCAGCUGCCUGGCACUAUAAGCAACAUCAUGGACCGCUGGAUCCUGCAGAUGGGCUUCCCCAUCAUCACCGUGGACACGAAGACAGGGAAAAUCUCCCAGGAGCACUUCCUCCUUGACCCGGAUUCCAACGUCACCCGGCCCUCAGACUUCAACUACCUGUGGAUUGUUCCCAUCUCGUCUAUCAGAAAUGGCGUACAGCAGGAGGACUACUGGCUGCAGGGCGAAGCACAAACCCAGAACGAGCUGUUCAAAACUGCGGAUGACGAGUGGGUCCUGCUGAACCUCAACGUGACGGGCUAUUACCAGGUGAACUACGACGAAGACAACUGGAGGAAGAUUCAGACCCAGCUGCAGACAGACCUGACGGCCAUCCCUGUCAUCAAUCGGGCGCAGGUCAUCUACGAGGGAUUCAAUCUGGCCAAUGCCCGAAGGAUCCCUGUCACCCUGGCGCUGAACAACACCCUCUUCUUGAUCGGAGAGCAAGAGUACAUGCCCUGGCAGGCCGCCCUGAGCAGCCUGAGGUACUUCGAGCUCAUGUUCGACCGAACCGAGGUCUACGGCCCCAUGAAGAGCUACCUGAGGAAGCAGGUCACACCCCUCUUCAAUCAUUUCCAAAGUACUACCAGCAACUGGACUCAGCGCCCAGAAAGCCUGAUGGACCAGUACAACGAGAUUAACGCCAUCAGCACCGCUUGCUCCAAUGGGGUUACUGAGUGUGAGGAUCUGGUCUCGGCCCUUUUCAACCAGUGGAUGGAAGACCCCGAUAAUAACCCGAUCCACCCCAAUCUGCGGGCCACUGUCUACUGCAAAGCCAUCGCCCUGGGUGGCAAGAAGGAGUGGGACUUCGCCUGGGAGCAGUUCCUAAACGCCACGCUGGUAAACGAAGCUGACAAACUCCGCACAGGCCUGGCCUGCAGCAACGAGAUCUGGAUCCUGAACAGGUACCUGAGUUACACCCUGAACCCUGACCUCAUCCGGAAGCAGGACGCCACCUCCACCAUCACCAGCAUCGCCAGCAACGUCGUCGGGCAAACUCUGGCCUGGGAGUUUGUCCAGAGCAACUGGAGGAAGCUCUUUCUGGAUUACGGUAGUGGUUCCUUCUCCUUCUCCAACCUCAUCCGGGGAGUCACCCGACGAUUCUCCACCGAGUACGAGCUGCAGCAGCUGGAGCAGUUCCAGGAGGAUAACAUGGACAUAGGUUUUGGCUCAGGCACCCGGGCUCUGGAGCAAGCCCUGGAGAAGACCAAAUCCAACAUCAAGUGGGUGCAGGAUAACAAGGAAUUUGUGCUCAAUUGGUUCACAGAAAACAGCGAAUAGUCCCUGUCCUUACAGUCACCAGGCCCCCA